UAACCGCUGGAUUCGGUCUGGACAGCAUUAGCAUAGCACAGCCAGAAAGGUCCACUAGAAAGGUCUGUUACACUACGGUUUGGAUGGUUUUGAUCUGAAGAUGACCUAGCACAGAUCCUUGAUGAUGAGAUAGAUCUAUGACUAAAUCACAAGAUGAGCGGAAAUCCUAGACUGAAAGAAAUGGAUCUGGCUUUAUCAUCAUCAUCAAAGCCUUAUGGGUCAUCCCGAAGUAUUGUCAGGAGAAUUGCCACAAAUCUUCCUUUGGCGCCUUGUGCUCGUGUCCAUUUUCAGCUUCAUCCGUUCACUUCAGGGGUGGGUUUCCUCAACCAUUCAAAUGGGCCAAAUGGCCUUGUGGCCACACUCGCUGAUGUGGGCUGGAUCGAAAGAGAAGAGAGCGAAAGCCCUGGCAGAAAUAGGUUUGAGGCAGAUUCUGGGGCAGAUUCUGGGCUGUUUUUUCGCACCCAGCACCGCAGGCCCCUGAGACGCCAGCGGUCAUUACCCAGCUUGCACCAGGCUGAACCUGCGCCACAGAGCCAGAGGGUCAUCAAUGAUGAAGCCAUUCAGAAGAUCGGCGUUCUUGAGACUGAGCUGGCCAAACUCAGAGCGCAGAUCGCACUGAUAGUUCAGGCACAGGAGCAAAGCGCUCAGUCCACAGCUCCAGCGCCAGGUGGUCCCCCAGUACCCCAAGCUCCACCAAUGGCUCCCCCUCCUCCACCACCUCCUCCUCCGUGUCCUGCCCUUGGCAUGCAGAGAAGCUAUUCUGCCAUUGACCUCAUCCGAGAGCGCCGUGGGAAAAAAGCGGGGCAGAACCCUGUACUGGACUCAGAACCCAAAAAACCAGAGCUUCCCAGCAUGCUAGAUGUGCUGAAAGAUAUGGGGAAAGUGAAGCUGCGCUCAGUUAAGAGUCAUCAAGAGGACGGCCACACGAAACCCAAACCUGUUGAGCCCACAGACGCUGCAGCGUUAAUCGCAGAGGCCCUGAAACGCAAGUUCGCCCACCGCUAUCGUAGCGACAGCGAAUGUGACGGCAGCUUUAACUUGCCGGCCCCUGAGAAUAAGACCCAUGUAGAAACUCCGCUGUUUGGACAGCACAUGUUGAAAUCAACUGGAAAGAAGAAACUGUUCUAGGAUGAAGCUGAGCCACGUUUCUUCGCUGUGGGUUAAUGGAGUUAACCUGAUGACUCUUAAUUUAGCUAACUUUUCUAGCUGGCUCGUAAAUUUUGUUCGUGUUCACUUUUAAGAGAGCAUGCACAUGCUAAAACACUAACGCAGUCAAUCUGGUUUCCCUAUUGAUAUUUCUGUAAUUUUGCACUUUGAAAAGUUCAUCUCUAUCAGUACAUGUUGUGCCAGUCAGUUACAUCAUUAAUGCCAGUUACAUUACAUGUUUUUUUUCUUUGUUUUUAUCUGUUUUUAUUUGUGGGUUUAGUUGGAUUUUAAGUUCAACAGUGCAAGUAUUCGACCUUGUUGAAUUCCUCUUGUUUGAAGGGAUAAUGUUAAACGAAAGCACCAAAGUGUAUGGAUGGAUUGUUUUUUUAAUAAGUAGUUU
Molecule: messenger RNA, 1546 nt
Organism: Rhinichthys klamathensis goyatoka
Lineage: Eukaryota; Metazoa; Chordata; Actinopteri; Cypriniformes; Leuciscidae
Gene: mtfr1
Product: mitochondrial fission regulator 1
Exons: 8
Coding region: 154-1128 (324 amino acids)
Biological process (GO): mitochondrial fission; aerobic respiration
Cellular component (GO): mitochondrion
Source: RefSeq, a predicted model, not a curated record